Messenger RNA from Selaginella moellendorffii, 1647 nucleotides. RefSeq names its product pentatricopeptide repeat-containing protein At5g65560-like. NCBI's taxonomy places the organism in Eukaryota, Viridiplantae, Streptophyta, Lycopodiopsida, Selaginellales, Selaginellaceae. The record is from RefSeq and is a predicted model, not a curated record. Bases 1 to 1647 code for a protein of 548 amino acids. The transcript is spliced from 2 exons. Gene Ontology annotation, molecular function: protein binding.
AUGGAGCCAGGGCUUAUGAGAAAUGUUUUAGGGUUUAUAGAGCUUCCGAUGUGGAGGCGCUCGGAUCGCGGCGCGCGGACGCUCGCAUUGAGGUACUUCUGCUCGGAUUCCGGCCGCCAGGUGCUGCCCGGGCAGCGUUCGCAGGAAGUUCUUGCGGUUCUCUCGCGCCCGGAUUGGAUCCAGGGCCUGGAAUCCCUGAGGAAAUCGUCGCUGCCCGAGAAUGUGGUCUAUGAGGUGCUGCAAUCUGUCCAGGAAUGGCGCAAGGCAUUUGAUUUCUACCGGUGGGCGGGCUCGCGGCCACACUACACGCACAGUUUCAGAAAUCUUCGAACCACAGUCUCGUUUCUCUGCCGCGCGAUGAGGUAUCAAGAAGCGUACGAGCUUCUGAUGGAUGCUGCACGAUUGGGGCCCGAACCAGACCAGUUUCUCUGUAGCCUGGUGAUGCUGAGGCUCUCGGACAGCGGGCAAACAAUCCAGGCCUUUGAGCUUCUCAAGAAAAUGCGGAGCUUGGGAGUGGUUCCAGACACGAGAAUGCUCAACAUCAUGCUCAAGGGGCUCAAGGUUGACGAUGGUUUGUGGGUGCUGCGAGAGUUUUCUCACGCUGCGAGCUCCGUUUCGUGCAACAUCGUCAUGGACAAGCUCUCCAAGCAGACCCGGAUCGACGAGGCUCGCCAGCUCCUGCUAGAGAUGGAGGCCAAGGGGAUCAAAGGCGAUGGCUUCACUUACACUACUUUGGUCCAUGGAUACUGCCGGCUGGGACGACUCGACGACGCUUGCCAGGUUCUAGAGGGCAUGAGCUGCACUCCCUGCGCGUCUAUGUACAACGCGAUCAUCAAGACCCUUUGCGGAGUUCAGAGCUUCUCGCAAGCGUUUCUUUUGGUGGACGACAUGGCGGAGAAAGGCUGCAUUCCUACGGUGGUGACUUUCGGGAUCCUGGUGGACGGGCUGUGCAAGGCCAACAGGUUGACAGAUGCGUUCGAGCUCGUGGAAGUCAUGGCGGAGCGGGGGUGCUUUCCAAAUGCGCUGGUUUUCAAUGGGAUCAUGGACGCGCUUUGCAAGGAGGGACGGUCAGCAGAGGCGUAUGGUUACAUCGAGACCAUGAGAUCAAUGGGAGUUUCUCCGACCAUCGUCACGUACAACAUUUUGAUCGAUGGCUUCUGCAAGGAGGAGAAGCUUCACAGGGCCCUUGAGAUACUCCAGGAGAUGACCGGCAGAGGUCAUGAGCCCAACCACGUAACUUACAAUACGUUUUUGCACGGGCUGUGCAAGUAUGGAAAAGUUGACGAUGCUCUGGCGCUCUUUCGUGCCAUGACCGAGAAGAAGAUACGUCUGGACGUGUAUGGAUACACUACGCUGAUAGACGGGCUCUGCCAGGCAGGAAAGCUGGCCGAGGCUUACAGCCUCCUGGACGAGAUGGAAAACUCUGGCUGCGUUCCAAAGCCUGGCUGUUACAACGCGAUACUCUCCUGGCUCUGCAAGGGCAGCAGGAUAAACGAGGCUCACAAGCUCUUUAAGCGGAUGACAGGCUCGGGCAUCCUUCCCGACUGGGAGAGUUUCCGAGGCGUACAGGCUUCUCCAGGAGAUGAUUUCCAGAGGAUUAUCACCCAACAGCAGGACUUACGCACUGAUGAGGAAACAGCAGACUGA